CGCGGUGACGUCAAUGUGAACGUGCUGACGUCGGUCUGAGUGUGCUGGCCUGCUGACGUGACGGUGCGCGCUUGCGUCAUGACGUGCGCGUCGACGAGUGGGUGCUGAGGCUGCCCUCGGUUGAUGGAGGCCGCGAAUAACUGAACAAUAAAGGGAAUAAAGGUGGUUUGCUUGCUUCCCGAGUAUGGCUCAGUAUGGAGGUCAGAAGAAUCCCCCAUGGACCACCCAGUUCUCUGCUGCAGUUACACAGCCAGGUGGCCUCAGUGUUCAGCCCUCACUGCUGGGGGCUUCGCCGGCAAUGUACUCGCAACAGACGGCCUUGGCAGCAGCAGGCCUGAGCUCCCAGGCGGCUUCGGGCUAUCAGCUCUCCCAGUCAGCGGCCCUUCAACAGCAGGCAGCGGCUGCAGCCGUGGCAAUGCAGCAGCAAUAUCAGCAGCCCCAACAAACCAUCUACAGUGUCCAGCAGCAGCCUCUCUGGAGAACGUGGAUAGGCAAUGCUUCGGCUCGGGACCAUUCUUCUGAAUCUGCUGAGAUGCAGCAGCCACAGCAACCCUUGCUUUCACAGCCCUCAGUGGCUAUGCCAAUGAACCUCAAUGCUCCGCAGACGACGGCACAGAUCACCGUCUCUUACCCAACGCCGCGCUCCGCCCAGAAACAAAACCAGCCCCAGAAGCAGCGCGUCUUCACCGGGGUUGUAACCAAACUUCAUGAUACGUUUGGAUUUGUGGAUGAGGAUGUGUUUUUUCAGCUGAGCGCUGUGAAAGGCAAAGCCCCCCAAGUAGGAGAUAGGGUCCUGGUGGAAGCUGCUUACAAUCCAAACAUGCCUUUCAAGUGGAACGCACAACGGAUACAGACACUGCCCAAUCAAAGUCAGACCCAGCCAUUGAUCAAGACGCCGCCGUCGGUUAUGCAGCCAUACGGUGUCCCCCCACAAGUACAGGCCCAGUCUCACAUGCAGGCAUCCAUGGCAGCUGCUCCGCUCACUCCUUUGCUGGGAUCACAGCCCCAGCCUCUGCUCCAGCAACCACAACAGAAACCUGGGUUGCUGCAACCUCCGGUGCGAGUAAUGCCACAGCCGCAGGCCAUGAGGAGGAUUGAGCCACCGUCUCGUUUCAUCGCCCGGCACGAGAGAUUGGAAAUAUCACUAACCAGGAAAGAUGAAAGAAGCAGAGACCGGGAAAGAAGGCGUUCGCGUGACCGGUCACCCCAGCGCAAACGUUCCCGAGAACGAUCGCCGCGUCGAGAGAGGGACAGGUCUCCACGAAGGCAGAGGCGAACCACUUCUCGCUACACUGUGCAAUUCUCUAAGUUUUCCUUGGAUUGUCUGUCUUGUGACAUGAUGGAGCUUCGCCGCCGAUACCAGAAUCUUUACAUCCCAAGCGACUUCUUUGAUACGCAGUUCACGUGGGUCGAUGCGUUUCUUCUGAACAGACCGUUUCAGCUUGGAAACCAAUGCAACUUCCACAUCAUGCACAAGGAGGUGGAGCCAAUGGAGAAACUCACUGCAGUGCUUGACCCACCAGAUGCGGACCAUACGUACAGCGCAAAGGUUAUGCUGCUGGCAAGUCCCGGUAUGGACGAACUCUUCCACAAAUCUUGUGCCCUUGCUGACGACUCGCAGGAGGUACGAGAGGGAUUCCAGCAUCCUGCAAGGCUGAUCAAGUUCUUGGUGGGUAUGAAGGGCAAAGAUGAAGCCAUGGCGAUUGGAGGACACUGGUCUCCCUCGCUGGACGGUCCGAACCCUGACACUGACCCUUCAGUCCUGAUUAGGACAGCUAUCCGUUGUUGUAAGGCCCUGACAAGCAUUGACUUGAGUGGUUGCACGCAGUGGUACCGUUUUGCAGAGAUCCGUUACCAUCGCCCCGAGGAGCACCACAAGGGGCGAACGGUUCCAGCCCAUGUGGAGGCCGUGGUUAUAUUUCUUCCGGAUGUUUGGCAUUGCCUUCCCACCCGCUCAGAGUGGGAAGCUCUCUCCCGUGGAUACAAGCAGCAGCUGGCUGAGAAGCUCCAGGCUGAACACAAGGAGGCUGAUGGAGAACAGGAGGAGGAAGAGAAGGAUGAUGGAGAGAGUAAAGAAAUCUCUACUCCCACACACUGGUCAAAACUUGACCCAAAGUCAAUGAAGGUCAAUGACCUGCGAAAAGAAUUGGAAAGUAGGAAUCAAAGCUCCAAGGGGUUGAAAUCCCAGCUCAUAGCUCGGCUAACGAAACAGCUCAAAACCGAGGCCGAGAGAGAAGAGCAGAAGGAGUCGGAGAAAUCGGAAAGGGAGGAUGAGGAGGAGGAAGAAAAAAGAUCUGAGGACGAUAAAGAGGUGGAGGACGAGAAGAAACGGCAAGAUGAAGCCGAGCGUCAGCGGCGGGAGAGACACUACGUACUCCCGGAUGAGUCUUCCAUUAUCGUUCAUCCCAACUGGACUGCCAAAGGCGGCAAGUUUGACUGCAGUGUCAUGUCUCUCAGUGUGCUUCUUGAUUAUCGACUGGAAGAUAACAAAGAACAUUCUUUUGAAGUCUCUCUGUUUGCUGAACUCUUCAAUGAAAUGCUGCAGAGAGACUUUGGGUAUCGCAUAUACAAGGCGCUCGUCGCUCUCCCGGCUGUGGACGACAAGAAGGAAAAAGAUAAGAAAGAGCGGAAAGAUGAUAAAAAAGACGGUGAGAAAAAAGAGAAAAAAGAAGAGAAGGAGGAGGAGAACAAUGAGCCAAAAAACAAAAGAAGAAAAUCCGGAGAUGAGAAGGAUAAGAAGGAAGAAAAAGAUGGAAAUAAGAAAGAAGAGAAGGGCAGAGAGGAGAAAGAUUUCAGGAAGAGGAAUGAUUCGAAGGAGGAUGAAGAAAUGGAAGAGGAUGCCAAUAUGGACGACUAUGAUCCUCUAUAUGCAGAAGACGCUGAGGAUUACGAUGAAGAUGAUAGGGAUGAUGAAGACCGAGAUCUAAAGGAUGACCGGCGAGAAGGAUCACAGAGAUCCAGAGAUACCACUUCCAAAGACAAGGAAAAGAAGCAGCUGUUCACGUUCAACAAGGACCUUCUUCUCGCCUUUGUUUACUUUGAUCAAAGUUACUGCGGUUACCUGCUGGAGAAGGAUCUGGAGGAAAUCGUCUAUACCCUUGGACUUCACCUUUCACGUGCGCAGGUUAAGAAGUUAAUCAAUAGAGUGAUUCUACGGGAGACUUGCUCCUACAGGAAGCUAACAGACGGCUCAAAUGAUGAAGUAAAGCCGCCAGUAACAGAGAACGAGGUGGAAUUGGAUAAUCUGCUGGGAAACAAACUGUUGUUGCCUCAUUCAAUAGUGAAGGCGGAAGCCAACGUGAAGUCUGAGAGCAACAAUCUGAUCGUGUAUAAUGGAACCAUGGUGGAUGUGGGUAACUUGCUGCAAAAAUUACAAAAAAGUGAAAAGGCUCGGGCGGAAAUGGAGCUGAAGGCGCAGACUCUGGAGAUCAAGAUUGAGGAAGGGAAAAAGCAUAUAUCUACUAUGGAAAAUGCAACCAAAACCAUGUCUACAGAAUUGAAAGAGAACAAGAAAUAUCUCGCCAGAGCUGAGGAAAAUAUGAAAGUGUUUGAGGAAGCAAAGCUGCGUUUUGAACAACAGCUGAUUAACACCAACAAGAAACUCACGUCAGUUAUGGAGGAAAUUCACAGUGUCCUUAAGAAGGGAGAAAAUUCCGAUGAAGACAAAAGUCAAAAGUCAAAAGAAAACGGAGCUCCUGCAUGAAGUGGUGGUGUGGGUCCCUGGGUAGUCGAACAUGUUGUUAUAAAAAUGAUUUUAUUAAGUUGCAGUUGGCUGAAGCGCUGCAUGUGUAAUGGAUUUUUUGUAGUUUCAGGGUGUGUUUGUAGAAAAAAAAAGAUGUACAAAGUUCUGAAUAACCGUGAUCUAUUAAAAACAAAACAAUCUUUGCAAAAGGUGGCGUUCCUAACUGCUUCAGAGAUUUGCUAGUUACUCAACUGAAGGUACCCUUGCAUUGCUCAGUGUUUUUAGAAGAACAUUAACUUUUUAUGUUAAUAAAGUACAAGAAACCAGA
Molecule: messenger RNA, 4010 nt
Organism: Amblyraja radiata (thorny skate)
Lineage: Eukaryota; Metazoa; Chordata; Chondrichthyes; Rajiformes; Rajidae
Gene: ccar1
Product: cell division cycle and apoptosis regulator 1
Exons: 26
Coding region: 185-3703 (1172 amino acids)
Biological process (GO): regulation of DNA-templated transcription
Cellular component (GO): nucleus
Source: RefSeq, a predicted model, not a curated record